Puccinia graminis f. sp. tritici CRL 75-36-700-3 is the source of this 180-nucleotide messenger RNA. RefSeq lists its product as uncharacterized. The record is from RefSeq and is a predicted model, not a curated record. Lineage: Eukaryota; Fungi; Basidiomycota; Pucciniomycetes; Pucciniales; Pucciniaceae. The coding region runs from base 1 to 180 and encodes 59 amino acids. The transcript has a single exon.
AUGUCGUCAUUGACUGCCACAGCGGCGGCCAGCCUCCGUUGCUAUCCAAUCCGGCCAGCUACACAGCCGGAGCAGCUCGACGAGGGGAGUUCGACGAGUGUGCUGUCCUUGGUACUUCGUUCGACCCCGCGCAGGAUGACGACGACUGACCCGAGCCCCCGGAGACAGGUCGCUACCUAG